CCAGUUUGCAAAUGGCAAUUAAGCAAGCUCACUCAACUUCAAAGUUUCUUCAGAGUCUUUCUCAGUUUGUUUCUCAUCAUCAUGAAAUCAAUUAGUGGAGGAGCCUCAGCCAUUGCUGCUCUAAUGCUGCUUCUCCUGCUAGUCCCAACUACAGAGGCUGCAAUUAAAUGCAAUGAUGUUGUGAAGGACUUGACACCUUGUCUCAGCUACCUUUUAAGUGGCACUGGGAAGCCAUCAGCCAGCUGUUGCAGUGGAGCCUCCAAGCUUGCGGCUUCCGCAUCAAAUACUGCUGACACAAGGGCUGCUUGUAAUUGCAUCAAGUCCACAGCCAAUCAAUUAAAUUUAAAUGCUGCAGCGGCCAAGGCUCUCCCUGGAAACUGUGGAAUCAAACUUUCCUUCACUGUGUCUGCUAGCACAGAUUGUUCCAAGAUUGGUUAAAGUAGAAGAUGUGGCCAGAGAAUAUGAAAUGAUCCUGUCUCCAAGUGAAGCUGAAUCUAUUUGAUAUUAAGAAAUAUUAAGAAUCUGAUCCUUUGUUUUCUGCUAUUCCUGUCAUAAAUAAAGAAAUCUAUGUAUUUUUUUUGGCUAUUAUGGAUUGAAUAAUACAAUUCUCCAGAUCAAAA
Messenger RNA from Telopea speciosissima, 620 nucleotides. Its product is annotated as non-specific lipid-transfer protein-like. The transcript is spliced from 2 exons. The coding region runs from base 82 to 438 and encodes 118 amino acids. The record is from RefSeq and is a predicted model, not a curated record. Gene Ontology annotation, biological process: lipid transport. Gene Ontology annotation, cellular component: membrane. NCBI's taxonomy places the organism in Eukaryota, Viridiplantae, Streptophyta, Magnoliopsida, Proteales, Proteaceae. Gene Ontology annotation, molecular function: lipid binding.